This is a messenger RNA of Schistosoma curassoni, 1854 nucleotides long. The record is from the annotation of a GenBank genome assembly. Lineage: Eukaryota; Metazoa; Platyhelminthes; Trematoda; Strigeidida; Schistosomatidae.
AAGGACUUAGUUUUCGAUUGAUGGCUUAUUGUCCAAACAACACUUUUUCAGUAUUAAGGAAAACAGUUGAUGAUGCACUUUAUGGCGUCCAGAGUUCGAAGAAUGCUUUUUUUAUAUAAAAACAAUAAAAACAACCAAAAUAAUGUAGAUUCCAAAACAAAUCAGGAUGUCAAAUGUAUUCCUUUUGAUAAAAAGAAGUUCGACUUGAGAAAAGUUGAAUUACUACGUACCGUCGGCACAGGAACCUUUGGUCGUGUAAUUGUGGUUCAUGAUAAAUGUUCACAACAAUACUAUGCAUUGAAAGUGUUGAUAAUCGAGGAAUUGGUACGACUGAAACAGGUAGAACAUGUCAAGAACGAAAAGUCAAUACUAAUGCAAUUAAAUCAUCCUUUUAUUGUAAAACUAGAAAAUUUUCAACUAUUUAGCAACCAAAUUGUGAAUAUCGAUAAAAUGUAUUGGACUGGACAUGAUGCGAAAUUUUUAUACAUGUUAUUCGAAUAUGUAUGCGGUGGUGAAUUGUUUAAAUAUCUUCGAGAAGUGGGCCAUUUCUCAUCUGAAACUACACGAUUUUAUACAAGUGAAAUUAUUUUAGCACUGAAAUAUUUACAUAGUUUGAAUAUCGUGUAUAGAGAUUUAAAACCGGAAAAUUUGCUUUUGGAUUAUUCAGGUCAUUUGAAGAUGACUGAUUUUGGAUUCGCAAAGCAUGUUAAAGACCGAACUUAUUCACUUUGUGGUACACCAGAAUACUUGGCACCUGAAAUUCUCCAGGGUAAAGGUCACAAUCAUGCAGCUGAUUGGUGGACUACAGGAAUUAUUAUUUAUGAAAUGUUGGUUGGUCGUCCACCAUUUUAUGAUGAAAACGAUAAUCGAUUGUAUAUAUAUCAGAAAAUUGUAUCAGGAGAUUUUGACUUCCCAGACGAAAUCGUAGAUGAAAAUGCUAAAUCAAUCGUCAGGAAAUUUUUACGUGUGAAUCUCAAUGAACGACUUGGCAGUUCUAAAGAUAGUAUGUAUGAAAUAUUAGAACAUCCGUGGUUCAGUGAUAUUUGUUGGAGUGAUGUUUUCCAGAGAAAGUUAAAGCCCCCAAUCAUUCCCAAUGUACAGAGUGAUGGUGAUACCUGCUGUUAUGAACAGUAUUUUGAACAAGAUUGGUCCGAAAUUCCCUUAUCCAGUAUUAGUUCUCGUAAUUUAUUCAAAGAAUUUUAAUGGAAAAUAUAUACAUUACAAUUCAAUUCAUUUGUCUACUAAUAAUGAUGAACUUUACACUCAACAAACCAUCAGUUUAUUUAUUGAUCUGAGUUACAAAUAAAUGUUCAAUUAUGAAAUACUUUCAAAUCUAAGCCAAAUAAUAAAAUGAAAUUCAUGGUUAACUGACAAUAAAAAUAGAUAUAUGAUUAUUCCUGUGAAAAGGUAUUUAUCAUUCAUACAAUAUGCCAUCACAUUUCCAAUUCAUGUAUUGAUAUUUAUAUUAUAUUUACAUCAGUAACAUUACCACUGAGAAACUAAUUUGCUUUCGUUUAUUACCUCUUUAAUGCUUGUAAUGGUUAUCAAAAAAAAAAGAAGAAAUAUAUGAGUUUUCAUUUUUCUUGUGUGUGUAUGUGUGUCUAUUUUAAAUCUGUCAACUAAACUAAAUUGUUCUGUACAAUAUUAUCAUUAUUAAAUCUUCUUUUCAUGGAAACAAAAUCAGAUAUAUCAACCAUUAUAAUAUUAAUCUUAUUGUCUAAUUGUAUUUCACUUGAUCUAAUUCUAAAGAUCUUUAUGUAUAAAAAGAAAAACUUUUUAUUCUAAUUCACAAUUCAAAAUGAUAUCUAUAUCUGAAGUAUAAAUCUUGUACUUCAUUUGAAGUCCCUUUUUUUC